Messenger RNA from Camellia sinensis, 792 nucleotides. The record is from RefSeq and is a predicted model, not a curated record. NCBI's taxonomy places the organism in Eukaryota, Viridiplantae, Streptophyta, Magnoliopsida, Ericales, Theaceae.
AUGUUGGGUUGGUGGGAUAUCCAAACUGCUAUUCCAGGAUCUGUGGAGUGUUUACUGCUGUGGUGGGCAGGGGAGAAGUUAAAGAAGAAAGAAAAGAAGAUCUGGAGGGUGAUUCCAUUGGCUGUGAUGUGGUCUGUGUGGAAGUGCAGAAAUGAGUGUGUAUUCAGAAAAACUAUUCCAAAUGUGGAGGACCUUUGUGACUUAAUUAAAUAUAGGAUUGCAUUUUGGUUAAAGCCAGCUUUCAGUGAGUUUAAUUUUUCAGUUCAGGAUUUUGUGCUUAAUCUGAGGCAAGUGAGGAAGUGCUUGGUUCAUGGGAAGCAAUCAAAUAGUGCAGGUGCUAACAUUGCAUACAACAUGGUCAUGAGAGCAGGUUCAGAGAAAUUAGAUGGUCUCAAUGUUAAUGGAAUUGCUCUAAUCCACCCAUAUUUUUGGGGAAGCAAACCAAUUGGAACUCAUGAAUCCAGCGAUGCUACUUCGAGAUUAGAAGCAGACAAUAUUUGGUUGAUUAAUUCACGAAAUGCAUUUGGAUUGGAUGAUCCAAGACUUAACCCACUUGUGGAUCCAAAGUUGUCCACCCUUGGAUGUAGCAAGGUUCUAGUUUUAAUAGCUGAGCAAGAUAUAUACAGAGAUAGGGGUUUCUAUUACUAUGAGGCAUUGCGUACAAAUGGUUGGAAAGGAAAUGUGGAAAUUAUGGAGACUCCAGGGACUCAUGUCUUUCAAUUGAACUUUCCAGAUUCAAAAUAUGCUCAAGAAAUGCUUGAACGAAUAUCUUCUUUUGUGAACAAACCCUAG